Exophiala bonariae is the source of this 1047-nucleotide messenger RNA. RefSeq lists its product as uncharacterized. Gene Ontology annotation, biological process: vesicle-mediated transport; regulation of endocytosis. NCBI's taxonomy places the organism in Eukaryota, Fungi, Ascomycota, Eurotiomycetes, Chaetothyriales, Herpotrichiellaceae. The record is from RefSeq and is a predicted model, not a curated record. The transcript has 2 exons. Gene Ontology annotation, molecular function: GTPase activity; GTP binding. Gene Ontology annotation, cellular component: recycling endosome; plasma membrane. The coding region runs from base 1 to 1047 and encodes 348 amino acids.
AUGGCGCGUCCGAGGAGGAUGUCAGCGGCCUCUGAUAUCAGUUCAGUUCCGGACUCCCACCAGGAACUAGGAAGCAUGUAUGACUAUCUUGCCAAAGUGGUACUAAUCGGCCCCUCUGGUACCGGCAAAUCUUGCAUCCUGCAUCGCUUCGUCAAGUCUGAAUGGCGAGUCCUGUCCUCCCAGACCAUCGGCGUCGAGUUCUCCUCCAAAAUCGUCAAGAUCGGCUCGGGAUCCAACCGGCGCAGAAUAAAACUCCAGCUGUGGGACACCGCCGGCACCGAACGCUUCCGCAGUGUCAGUCGCAGCUACUACCGCGGGGCGGCAGGCGCAAUCCUCAUCUACGACGUCUCGAGCCUCGCGAGUUUCAAUGCACUCCCUACGUUUCUAAGCGACGCAAGAGCUCUGGCGAGUCCAAACCUGACGGUGAUAUUGGCGGGGAAUAAAUCCGACCUGGCAGACGGGACUCAGCGGCAGAAUAUCCACAUUAACGGCGGUACCCAACGGCAGCCAGAACCAACAGGCACGACACCAUCCAGCGCAUCAAGCAGACAGUCAUACUUCCCCUACGAGACAGCCACGGGUGGUACAAGCGCAGGAACCAACCGGUCCAGAGGAGACUCGAUCAAUCUCGGUGGCACGAGCAACAAGUGGACAGCGACGAUAUCCUCUGAAGGCCGGGAGGUCAGUAGCGACCAGGCGUCGCGGUGGGCAUCAAAAGCCCUGGUGCCUGUAACGAUGGAAGUCUCGGCGUUUACAGGCGAGAACGUCGACGAGCUUUUCAACCGGCUUGGCAGUACCAUUCUCACCAAAAUCGAGCUCGGAGAGAUCGACCCGGACGACCCAGCCAGCGGCAUCCAAUACGGCGAUGGCGGCGGCUAUGGCGAUGGCGCAAGCAUUCGCAGUGGCAUCACCAACGAUGAUGGCACCUCGGGCACACUUCGCAGACGUCAUGGCAAGAGGCAACGCAAUGGCCUCCUGUCUGGCCUGACCGAGUGGGAAGAUGUGUUUAGAAAGCCGCCGUCCAGAGGUGGUGGGCGAUGUUGCUGA